Molecule: messenger RNA, 5618 nt
Organism: Uranotaenia lowii
Lineage: Eukaryota; Metazoa; Arthropoda; Insecta; Diptera; Culicidae
Product: acid sphingomyelinase-like phosphodiesterase 3b
Exons: 9
Coding region: 1344-3449 (701 amino acids)
Source: RefSeq, a predicted model, not a curated record
CGGCCGAAAAUAGUGACACACGGAAAGGAAGUGGCUUCCAGGUCAUUAUCAUCAUCACCAUUAUUGUAACUGCCUUGCCGCCUUCCUCGAGACACCUUUGCGGGGAGUUAGUGAGUCAGUGAGUUGAGUGGGUGGGUGGUUUUUGUGGACCAUUCGGUUCACAAUUUCCCAUCAACUUACUCGGGAAGUUACUUGGGGUUAACGUGGGGAAAGCGGGGAAUACGAGUGAAAGUGAAAUUGGCUGUCAUAAGAUUUUUUUUUUGUUUUAGUGUCGUAGGCAGGCACCAAGGGUUAGGAGUUAGAGGACUGGGUGGCUUGAAUUUUUUAAUAUCGCCACUAAGCGGAAAACUUUUUUCCGUGUUUCCUAGGCCCCUUCCUAGUUAGUUUUCUUGCCGCAGAGCCGUCGUUUUCAUUCAGUCAGGUGAGCCUGGAGGUCGUUGGAAAACCAUAACCAGAAAACCGGAGAACGUUCCGUCGUGAAAGUUGGAAAACGUGACGUGGGAAGGUGCGUGUGAGCUUGUCACAAAAUUGGACUUUAUUUUUGACAAAUAUUGACCCAACCGUCGUCGUAACGCCGGCGCCUGUCGAUUAACCUCCUCGGGGGGAUGAAAAAGGAGAAAUAACACCAUAGCGAGGUUGGUUGGGAGAAAAAAAAAAGUAAAGUAAAACGGUUAAAGGAGAAAGUUUUUUCGGUUUCGUGCGUUUCAAAUAUUCAUUAGGGGUGAAGCUUUCACGCAGUUUUGUCUCGGUUUUCGGGUUUGUGUUUUUUUUUGCUUCCAUUAGGACGGGUCCUUCAGCCCGAUGAAAGGUGGGAGCGCAAAGUGAAAAUUGAUACCACACAAGAAUAAACCACUUUGCUUGAUAUCGCGCAAACACUCACGCCUAGAUUGUAUUUUCAUUUCUCAUCCCCAACCCAGCUCAGGGACGUGAGAAUUCGGUGUCACGAUCCACAACUCUAGGUAAAGCCACAACAGAAAAUGUUAAAGACGUGAAAUGAGAACAAACACGUGCUCGUGUAAUUGGGAAAAGUGAAUUUCUUGGCUUCCCGCUUCGAAUCUCGGAAAUAAAUAAAGUAAUUACUUUGACACUCAGUGUUCUUUCGUGGGUCUGCUUCUGAUACCAGAAAAAUAAUGUAAACGACACUCGACGCCCUCGGUAAAAGUUUUUUGUCCUCCGACUCUAAUUUCCUCAAACAGAAACAUGACAAGCUCGGAAUAAUUAAAACCAUAAGAAAGAAAAAGAAACACCCAGUGAGUAAGUGAAACCGGGUCUGAAACUCUGUAUCAGGAAACAGUCAGCUGAAAUCCCAACCCACAACCCCACGGGCAGGAAAUGUCGGAUGCAUGAAACACAGAAGAAAUGGAUUCCGAUCGGGGCCAAGGGCAGCCAACAUCACCACCGACAUCAUCAAGGGGACGAAGACGAAGGCGACGAGGACAAGGUUCAACAUCAGCAGUAGUAGCGCUAAAAUGGAUGACCUCCACCUGGACGACGACAACAAACAUUGGGAUUGGGUUGGGGGGUGUUUUUUGAGGGAACCUGGGAGAAAGGGGAAGGAUCAGGGGGUCCUUGUGGGUGGUGCCCGACGGAGGAGGAUCCAAUCCUGCACCUCUCUGUUGAUUGUGGCAUUGCUGUUGAUGCUGCAAGGCCAAGUGGGACCGGUGGAGGCGCGAAUCGGAUACUUUUGGCACAUAACGGAUUUACAUUUCGACUCCCUCUACACGACCAAAGGAGACAUCCUCAGAAGCUGCUGGUACAACGAACACCACUCGACGAGCAACACCAAACGGCCGGGACCCUUCGGCGAUUACCUGUGCGACAGUCCAUGGAGUCUGCUCGAAUCGGCCACCCAAGCAAUGAAAUCCAAACAAGGCGAUAACGUCGAGUUCGUCCUGUGGACCGGUGACGGGUUGUCGCAUUCGGCCAAACGGCUGCACGAAACCAGUCGGCUGGAGUUGUUGCGCAACAUAACGGAGCUGAUGAGCCGGACGUUUCCGUCCCAGUUUGUGUUUCCGGUGCUCGGCCACGACGAUGGCAGCUCCAACUACGUUCAGCUGGGCGAGAUGUGGCGCCACUGGUUGCCCACCGAGGCGCUCCAGACGUUCGAGAAAGGUGGCUACUACACAAUCGAGCAGACCAAGAGCCGUCUGCGGAUAAUAGCUUUAAAUACGAACUUCAUGCGGCACGAUCCAAAAUAUCCGCAGUCGCAUUCGUCGGCGGUCAAGCAGCGACCGGAUGGAUCGAUCCACUACACCGGGGGCAUGGGCGGAAGUGGCGGCCAUUUUGACCGGGAUGCGGCACAUCGCCACUACCAUCGGGGGGAUUACAGUAUAGGGGGAAGUUCCGUGCCCGGAUAUCCAGUGUACAGUGACAGGAGGAACGUUGGUGGUUAUGGAGGGGGAAGUGGUAGCAGUAGUAGUGGGAUCGUAGACGGUAGUUUUAGUAGUGGAGGAAGUGGUGUAGUCGGAAGUGUAGUCGGUGGUGGCCACGUCAGUGCAUUAUCGGGAUCAAGCAGCCACGAGUCGGAGAAGCAGUGGGAAUGGCUCGAGGAUGUGCUAGCGAAAUCUAGUAGAAAUAAAGAAACUGUAUAUAUAGUAGGACACAUACCACCGGGGUCGGACGAGCGCCAUUAUGGGCAUCCGAUGCCGUACGGCCACACGAGCUUCACCGAAAAGAACAACGCCCGGUAUCUGCGGCUGGUCAAGAAGUACUCGUCCAUCAUCCAGGGCCAGUUCUUCGGCCAUCUGCAUUCCGACUCGUUCCGGGUUGUGUACAGUGAUAACGGUAAACCCGUUUCGUGGAUGAUGAUUGCCCCUUCGAUAACACCUCGAAGAAUGAGUGACUCGAACAACCCGGCCAUGAGGUUAUACAAAUUUGAUACCGAUACUGGACAGGUCCUAGACUACACCCAGUACUAUCUGGAUCUGGAGCAGGCUAACCUGCAGGGGGAGGCCAUUUGGCAGCCCGAGUACAACCUAACGACGCACUAUUACGGCCUCGGGGAAGUGUCGGCCAUGGCGUUGCACAAUCUGGCUGAUCGGUUUACCAACGGCGAGGACACCCAGUUUGCAAAAUACUACCGGGCCAAUUCGGUUCGUCACUCGACGCAGACCUGUGAGGGUGCCUGUUUGCUCAAUCACUACUGUGCCAUAACGCGGCUGGAUUACCGGGAAUUCCGCAGCUGUCUGGAGACGGCGGCCAAAGCGAUGGCCUCCAAGAAUGGCGGCGGCAGUUCGGGAAUGGUGAUGGGCCGCUUAAUCCCUCUGAUGGCUCUGCUGGUGCUGGCGGCCAUGUUUGGGUCCCUCGGCAACUGGGUUCGAUGGUUGUGCCUCGUGCUCGGCAGUGUUGCCAGCAGCUGGUGGUGGACCUCCCGGCGUGGGUCGGCCGAUCCGACUGGUCUUGUUCUGCAGCAGCAGCAGCAUCGGCCACUCUCUGGAGCCACCAUGUGAGCUGAAAUUCUGGAUGUGCUACUCCGCUAAAGUGUAUGCUAAUGUGUAAAAAUGCGUAUGUCUGUGUCGCUGCGGGUAUCAAACGAUGACGUGAAAUGCUUUUUCAUGCGAUUUCAGAUUUUUUAAUGGAGUGUACCAUUAAUUUCGAACGAAAACUUUUAAAACAAAUAAAAGAAUCCACUUGCAUUUCCACCUUCGAUAUUCCGCAUUUUUCAGAAAAUUUGGCACCUUUGUUCUUCAUAAAAAAAUAAAUCCAAACUUUAAUUGGUUUUUAUUUUGUCGCCGGAAACCUUCAGCUGUCCAAAGUUCCAUCUGUAAACAUAAAUCGUCGAAAGAAGCUGCCUGACAUAUGUAGGUACCGGACUCAGUUAUCCCAGAACACCCACUUAAAAACAUACUCACAAACAUCCAUUCAAGCCCACCUCCAUAUAUCAUCGCAAACUCCCCCCGAGGAAAUGCUCCGGACAAUGGAAAAGCAAACAAAUUUAUGCGAGCAAAUUAUUUUUUCCCACCCCGAAGCGAUAACAUCCCAUGGAAUCGAGCAAAAAAAAUUUUGCACCCACAGUUUUUCACACAAACGAACUUCGGAAGGAAGCAGUCGAGAGAAAAAUACAAAAAUCCGAAAUCAAAAUUCCCAAACAACACAAACCUUUUUUUUCUCUUAGGGGCUCCCCACACGACGGCGUUUCCUUUUUGGUGGAGUUGGAGCUGCAAAUGGAAGUCGGAAGGGACGACAAAAAUCUGACAGGGUAGGAUUACCAUUGUUUUCGGGGGGCUUUGCAUUCGCUGCUGCUGCCAUCGUUUGUUUUUUGCUCUUAUUUUGAGUUUAUUUUUUUCCAAAUUUAAUCUUUCACGAACGACCUAUUAGCGGAAUGGGAUUUCUGCCUUUUCACGCACCCCGAACGCCGAAAACAUGCGAUCGGAUUCGGAAUACAUACAUUUUCUGCCAAUUUCAUAUUCGGUGGGUCGCCCCAUUUGGCUCCAAUGUUAAGUGCUUGAUGCUGGUUGCUUUUUUGCACGGAAUUCGUCAAAGCUCCAAAUGGAUUCGUGGGAAAAAGGUUAGAUUACUUCCGAGGUUAAGUGGUAGUGAGUAGGUUUUCUAGGAUUUCAUUAAACUGAGAUGAUUUUGGAACCGUUAUCGGUAGGCAAAGGCCCUUUUGCAUUGGAAAUUAUUUAGCACCAUCCUAUCCUGAUGGAUGGCAUUUAAUUUCAAGCCAUGAAGUAAAAUUUUUUUUUAACAAUAUAAAAAUAAGUUCAAAAAGUCCUGUUCUUAUUGAUUUUUUAUUCCUGUGGCCGGAAAAACUGUGAAAACCAUGCCUGACACUUAAAGAGAAACCAUUCUUCAUUUUCAUUUGUUAUAAGUAGUAUUUUCAAGGAUGGAAUAUGAAAAGUUUGCGAAUUUGAAUGCAGAAGACUCUUGAAUUUCAAAAUUGUUCUUGUUGAUAGCAGAUGGAACUGAAAACAUCAUAAAUCUGAGAUUUAAAAAAAAAGUUAAAUUUUAAGAAAAAUUCUUUUAAAAAAGAAUUUAUUAAGCAGCAAAGCGCAUUUUCACAUAACAAAUGAUCUCUAAAUGCUUCAUCUCUAAUUUCCUUAUUGUUAUUAAUAAAAAUUAUACUAAAAUUCGCCAAGUUCAUUGUUUAAUAUCUUUCGGGAAUUAUAAGUUGAAACACGAGAUGGUUGUCUGGAAACACCAUUUGCACAGGCAUUUUUCCAAAAAUGAACUUCAAAAAAUUUUCCGAAUGGAUAUUCGAAAAUUUCAUAAUUAAUUUUUUAAAUAUAAUCAAAGCAAAAGGAAAGCUCUCCUCAAAACCUUAUGAAAAUAUAUGAAACCUGAAAUAUGCUAAAAAUGUUACGCUUGAAAACGGUUUCUGCACAAUAACAAGGAUAAAAAAAACUAAUGUGUCAGUUUUUCAAUAGUAAAUCAAAAGUAAGGGCUGAUAUUCUACGCAAAAGUGUCACAAGGAGCGUUUUUGACAAUUACUUUCUGCAGAAAGGAAAAAAUCAGAAAGUAAUUAAACAUUCGACCGAAAAUUGAUCAACUUCAAGUAAGAGCAUUAAUGAAAGGUGCGUAAAAGUCAUAAAUUUAACGAGCCUUCUAGAAACAAAAUUUUAAUCGCAUUAUUCUCGCUUAAAACAAUAUUGAAACAAUCUUGUUUGGAAGAGCAGAAA